Messenger RNA from Ilex paraguariensis (yerba mate), 2094 nucleotides. The record is from the annotation of a GenBank genome assembly. NCBI's taxonomy places the organism in Eukaryota, Viridiplantae, Streptophyta, Magnoliopsida, Aquifoliales, Aquifoliaceae.
AUGGACGACUCAAACUCCACCACCACCAACACCAAUGCCACUGGCGCCACCGCCAACACCAAUGACACGUCCAUUGCCACCACCACCUCCGCCAGCACCAAUGACGAGAACAAUGGCGACAAUGUCGAGGACAGUAUUCCCCUGGAAACUAUAUGGCUGAUGAAGUGCCCUCUGACGGUGUCUCGCUUCUUUCAGCAAUCUCCUUCCUCUGACGCUCUUCUUCUUCGGUUGGUCCCGUCGCUAAGGUCACUGUCUCCAUCGAUCCUCGGCUUCCCAAUGACGACUUAUCUUCCACUGAGGCCGGUUACAAUGGAAUUGGCUCUCACUGAAUCUGGAAAUACACCAAGAGACCUUUCUGUGGAGGGGAAAAUUAAGCAAAAAUUGAACAUGAAGCCUCGUGACAACAUUGAGGAGUAUGGAAAACUCACUAGGGAACGAACAAACGAAUCUAAGGCUGGAAUCAAACAGAUACAGGAUAAGAAGAAAAUGAAAGUGAAGGGAUCAGAGAUGAGAAGAAAAAGAAUGGACCCUGAAGAGAUGAAAAAGAUUAUGCUUAAACUUUUUGACAGGCAGCCAAAUUGGACUCAAAAUCAACUGGUCCAAGAGACAAACCAACCUAAAGUUACAAUGGAAUUGGCUCUCACUGAAUCUGGAAAUACACCAAGAGACCUUUCUGUGGAGGGGAAAAUUAAGCAAAAAUUGAACAUGAAGCCUCGUGACAACAUUGAGGAGUAUGGAAAACUCACUAGGGAACGAACAAACGAAUCUAAGGCUGGAAUCAAACAGAUACAGGAUAAGAAGAAAAUGAAAGUGAAGGGAUCAGAGAUGAGAAGAAAAAGAAUGGACCCUGAAGAGAUGAAAAAGAUUAUGCUUAAACUUUUUGACAGGCAGCCAAAUUGGACUCAAAAUCAACUGGUCCAAGAGACAAACCAACCUAAAGGAUUUGUGAAAGAGAUGCUUGACGAGCUAUGUAUCUACAAUAACAAUGGUGCCAAAGGAACAUAUGAGAUGAAGCCUACCAGAGAUCUGGAGAAAAACCGGAUUCUUCAUACGUCCGAAGGUCAUCCAGCUGUGAAAGCAAUGGAAUUUUUCUAUAGGGACACAACUGGGAACUCUUUACCUUCUCACCAGGACAUUGCAAGAUGUCCAUUUUUGCGGAACAUUAGUGAGCCAACUAAUUUUUCGUUGUCAUCUGCGGCUUUUCCGAUGCCGGUAGGUGAAGCCAAGGGCCCUAUAUUCGAGGAUGGUCCCAAUUUUGAAAUUUCAUUCAGGCUUUUCCAUGGGCAGAAUGGCGUUGUCCCACUUUCUGGGAGAUCAUUCUUUCAUCGUGAGAAGUUGGAGUCUGAACCGGAAGCACCACAGUUCAAUCCUUUAGCUGCAAAAGCAGCUACAAUCAGUCUCUCAGCUUUCGGGCCGGGAGGACCCUUUGGGUUUGAUGCAUUUUCUGAGAAGAGGAAGAAUCAGAGAAAAUCUAAAUCAUCUAAGAAGGAGUCUUCUUCACAGGGAGGAGACUCAAAGCACGAAGCGAUGAGCAACGAGUGGUUGCAAAAGGGGAACUGUCCGAUCGCCAAAUCAUACCGAGCAGUGAGUCAUGUCCUGCCACUUGUGGCAAAGGCUCUGCAGCCCCCUCCUGGCAUGAAACUCAUGUGCCCCCCAGCAGUAGUCGCUGCCAGAGCAGCUCUAGCAAAAACUGCCUUUGCAAAAAACCUCCGGCCCCAAUCUUUGCCCACAAAAGUACUUGUGAUUGGGGUAUUGGGCAUGGCAGCAAAUGUUCCUUUAGGUAUAUGGAGAGAGCACACGGAGAAAUUCUCAGUUUCAUGGUUUGCAGCUGUCCAUGCGGCUGUUCCAUUUAUAGGCAUGCUUAGGAAGUCUGUGUUGAUGCCCAAAACAGCCAUGGCAUUCACCAUUGCAGCAUCUAUUCUCGGGCAGGUUAUUGGCUCUAGAGCAGAGCGAUAUCGACUGAAAGCUGUUGCAGCCAGAUCCGAUCAGCCAGGAGUGGUUGGAGUUGAUGGACAGUGUGGCGAAAUUGUUGAGUGGAACACGUUUCCUCUCCAUGUAGCAGGGCCACCCUCAUCGACUGAAGUGUGUGGCUGA